GCUUCACCUGCAAUCUUCAUCUCCAGUUCCUCGCUUGACUAAGACUAUAUACACUCCACCAAUUCGCCUCGAAGCUCAGACUCGCCGUCAUGGCUCCGAGCGCUCUACUCCCAGUCGAGCAGACUCACCUAGAUAAUCCCAUCAUUGUCCCAGUCAAGGGUGGCGCCGCAGCUCUGGAGUUCGACGGAAUCCUCUCCAGGGAAGCCAAUGAUCCCGUGAACGGCUCUCGCUCCGCUCUGCCCUCAUCCGCAAGUGAAGGGCCCGAGUCCACGCACACCAACGGGCUACAGAACGGCAAUCGAUACUCCAGCACUCAGUCGAGCGGAAAUGACUUUAUCACUUCUGAAACUCUCCGUCGUCAAUCUCGCAAUUUUGCAACUGGCAAAUCGGGCUCAAAUGCCAUCCCAAAGCAACCGAAUCUGCUCUAUAUUAUGGCAGAUCAAAUGGCUGCUCCAUUAUUGAGAAUGAACAACCCGAACUCGGUUAUCAAGACACCCAAUCUUGAUCAACUCGCUAGAGACGGAGUCGUCUUCUCCAAUGCCUAUUGCAACUCACCUCUAUGUGCGCCGUCGCGCUUCACCAUGUGCACUGGUCAGCUGCCUUCCAAAAUUGGCGGUUAUGACAAUGCGUCAGAGUUCCAUUCCGAGAUCCCCACCUAUGCUCACUAUCUCCGAAGUGAAGGAUAUGAGACGGUUCUAGCCGGAAAGAUGCAUUUCGUAGGGGCAGACCAACUCCACGGAUUUGAACGACGGCUCACAUCAGACAUCUAUCCGGGUGAUUUUGGAUGGGGCGUCAAUUGGGAUAAGCCCGAAGAGCGUCAGGAAUGGUACCACAAUAUGAGUUCUGUCAUGCAGGCGGGACCUUGUGUCCGCUCUAACCAACUCGACUACGACGAAGACGUCAUGUUCAAGUCACAGCAAUAUCUGUUGGACUAUGUGCGUUCGGAUCCGGCAACGAGGCGCCCCUUCGCCUUAACUGUAUCGCUCACACAUCCCCAUGAUCCCUACACGAUGACCCAAGAAUACUGGGAUCUCUACGAGGACGUUGAUAUUCCUCUUCCCGAAAUUCAUAUCGCCCAGGACGAGCAGGAUCCGCACUCGCAACGUCUUCUCAAAACAAUCGAUCUCUGGAAUAACCCAGUGCCAGAUGAAGCCACAAAGCGGGCGCGCCGUGCAUAUUUCGGUGCCUGCACAUUCGUGGACGACCAGAUUGGGAAAUUGCGGAAAAUCCUGAAGAACUGCCACCUCGAUAAGGAUACUAUCAUCGUCUUCUCUGGAGAUCAUGGCGACAUGUUGGGUGAACGCGACCUAUGGUACAAGAUGUCCUGGUUUGAGAUGAGUGCUCGUGUCCCGAUGAUUAUCCACUACCCUCCCAGGUUUGCGCCGAAGCGGGUUACCGAGGCCGUCUCCACUAUGGAUCUCUUGCCAACUUUUAUCGAUCUCGUUGGCGGAGACAAAUCCGUAAUCUCUCCUAUUGACGGACAGAGCCUUUACGAUUAUCUGGUAUCGGAUAAGCCCGGAAAGGACGAAGUUUUCGGCGAAUAUAUGGGCGAAGGCACUGUCACCCCGCUGGUCAUGAUCCGGCGCGGGAAAUGGAAAUUCGUAUACUCGCUCGCCGACCCACCUCAGCUCUUCCAUCUGGUUAGCGACCCGAAAGAGCUGAACAAUCUUGCAACCUCGAAUGACGCAGAACACAUCGAGAUGCUCAAGGCUUUCACUGCGGAGGUUCGUGAGAAAUGGAACCUGCAAGAGAUUCACAAGGAUGUCCUGAAGCGGCAACGGAACCGAAGGAUUGUUUGGGACGCCUUGCAGCGAGGCAAACAUGAAUCAUGGGACUAUCAGCCCCCCGUCCAGGACCGAGAUCGAUUUAUACGCUCUCAUGUUCCCCUUGAUGAACUCGAAAGGCGCGCAAGGUACCCAGUCGUUGACUACCUUGGUCGUCCUCAAACGGCAGCAGCAAGCCAUCAUGGUGCUGCCGGAGCGAUGGGCGAGUGAUCUUUUUGAUCUAAAUCUGCAUUUACGGCUCUCGUAUGCCUUCAGACUACUCUUUUUCUGCAUGGAGGGGCAUUGGUUGCAUCUCAUCUUCGUCGAUACCCUGAUCUCAACAUGAUAUUAUCUCCGACUCAAGUGCGGACAUGUACACUCUUUCUUUGAUGACCACUCCACAACAGUACGUUCAGAUGGACCGCCUGGUGUUAGGUUGAUUUCAUAUGGAGGAAGUCCUUUCUGGGAUAUCAUGAGAAUUAAUGUGUAGCUAUAAGAUUAUCUAAGAAUCAGUGCAUCUCCGUGUACGUCACGGAACCAGAAAGGGCG
This is a messenger RNA of Westerdykella ornata, 2312 nucleotides long. Its product is annotated as choline-sulfatase. The coding region runs from base 90 to 1994 and encodes 634 amino acids. The transcript is spliced from 5 exons. The record is from RefSeq and is a predicted model, not a curated record. NCBI's taxonomy places the organism in Eukaryota, Fungi, Ascomycota, Dothideomycetes, Pleosporales, Sporormiaceae.